Molecule: messenger RNA, 1332 nt
Organism: Lachancea lanzarotensis
Lineage: Eukaryota; Fungi; Ascomycota; Saccharomycetes; Saccharomycetales; Saccharomycetaceae
Gene: CUE2
Product: LALA0S02e02344g1_1
Exons: 1
Coding region: 1-1332 (443 amino acids)
Molecular function (GO): ubiquitin binding
Source: RefSeq, a predicted model, not a curated record
AUGUCUGAGCAGACUUCAAUGCUAGCCAGUUUAUUUCCCGAUGUCAAUGAGGAAAUACUGAUCAAAACGUUAGAAAGUGCUCAUGGUGACGUUGAGAUGGCUACUAAUAUGAUCUUGAGCGAACAGGAAUCGCUAAGUCAGAUGAGAAACGUUGCGGAAAUAAGCGAAAUGGACUUUGAAAAGCAGAAUGAAGCAGACAAGCAACAUAACGGUGCGGUGAAUUUGAAAAAACGUCUUUACAGACGAGUACAUGCAUUCGACUACACACAACCCAAAGACAAGGCCAAAACUUUUGCUCAAAAUCCGGUUUGGUCGUCUACACAGGACCAGAUUCGCAACAUUUUGGAAUUAACGGACGUUUCCUUUAAAAUAGCCCAAACAGCUUUCUACAAAAAAUCACGAAGUGUUGGAAGGGCCGUUAUAGACAUAAUAAGUCAUUUUGAUGGAUACUACUCAGCAGAAUUUCAGAGCUCUCGAGUACCGGCUCCUCCACCUGCUUCAAGUCAAACUGCACGAGUCGGCGGCCGUGUACAAUCUGCCCAAGGCCUUGCGCACCAAAAAGCGGCCAAUUCUGUUUUCAAGAACCGGACGAUGACCCAAGAUUCUGACAAGGAAUCUACAACUACAAGUCCUACUCGCAAUGUCUCUGCUCAAGAACUUUCAGAGGCGUCUCGGGAGCUGGAAACUAUCGUCGCGAGCAAUCCCGUGCUCAAAGCAAUCAGCCCUGGGUUCUUCAAGUCGGCUCUUGGCUUUUUUGGAGGAGACGUCGUACGGACCACGGCAGUGGCUGCAUUUAUAAUCGAGAAUGACUGCUCUAAAUUUACCUUCACCGAUACAACCACAAAACCCGUUUCUGCUGCGACAUCUUCGCCUCACACUCUUCAGAAAAUGAUUACCGGAUCCAGUACAAUUGCACAAACUGUUACAGAGAGUGAUGGCGGCCUUUUCACGUCCGAUGCAUUCACCAGUGAUGACAGCUACAAUCAAGCUUUGCAGAUAUUUGAAUCUAUUUUUCAAACUCAUACUGCUGACUUACAUGGCUUUUACCCACAAGAAGCCAGACAAAUCGCCCAGAAAUGUCUCACAGCCUGGUGGAAUCAUGAAACAGGCUUGCGUGAGAUGAAUACCCACCGUCCGAACCUGAUAAAAGCACUCAAUAUCGCACCUCUCAAGAUAAUAACCGGGCGAGGCAUCCACAGUCGAGGAGGGAUCUCGAAAGUAAAGAUCCAAAUCAAGAAACUUUUGGAUGGUGAAGACUACGUUUACACAGAGGAGCCGUCUUAUUUCAUCGUUGACGGACGAAGAACCCAGUCAAGGUCUCGAAAGCGAUGA